Alternaria rosae is the source of this 579-nucleotide messenger RNA. RefSeq lists its product as uncharacterized. The record is from RefSeq and is a predicted model, not a curated record. Bases 121 to 465 code for a protein of 114 amino acids. NCBI's taxonomy places the organism in Eukaryota, Fungi, Ascomycota, Dothideomycetes, Pleosporales, Pleosporaceae. The transcript has 2 exons.
GCAAACAACUAAUUACAUUCGUCUACGGUCGUCUUCUAGCAAUCGGAAGACCGCAAGGAAUAGCACCGGCGAAGCCACUCCUACUGAUUACAACAACAAAUACUUCGACCGAAAGCUCUGAUGCCAUACAUCAUUUUUGUACCUGGAGUCCCGCAACCCUACAUCACCAACGAUCCAAGGAUCUACAUGGACUGUUUCAAGAUCUUCGAGUGGGAGUGCGAAUCACGACCCUCCUGCGAUGCAUUUUGCAAGGCGUUCCGGCAAGAAGAGGAUGAGCAGUUUCUUUCCGACAGGCGUUGUGGCCAACUUGAAGCCUAUUGGGCCGAGGAGCUCGAGCGGCGAACCAAGUCGAAGAAAGGGUCUAAACCAUUGGAGGUGGACGAAGAAACGUUAACUGAAGUUGCAGUCGAGAAGUUGGCGGAGCAUAACAUAGAUGGGAGGGCGCUGUCGGAGAUCAAAAACUGAGAGGAAGGUGCACUCUGAUAGUUGGUGGGUCUACAUGGCAGUCACAACCCUCAUCACUGACUGCCAUCCAUGUAAAUAAUAAUAUCAACCUUCUGCGCUUGUACCCCAACACGC